AUGUUUAUUGGAAGAACUCAACCUCAUACAUUCGUUCCAGAUAUCAAUCUUACUAAUAUUCAAUCACAAGAAUUCAUGUCAUUUAUAUUUACUCUUGAAAAAGAUACUACUUUAAUAGAUGAAAUUGUGGAGUAUACUAAAACAAAGGAAAUUGAUGAAUAUGUGGAGAAUGGUGUAACAUAUAAAGCAUCUCAAAGAUUGACUCUUUUAGAAUUACCUCCAAUUUUACUAAUUGGAAUAAAUCGACGAAAGUUCUUUUACAAUCAAAAUCACCAACUUGAAUACAAAAAAAUUGAUUGGAAAUUUGUGUUUGAAGAAACAAUUGAUCUUAAACAAUUUAUUUGCAUAGAUUCACAAGCAGAUGAUCAAACACCUGAAACACAAUUUUCUUUCUACGGCUGCAUACUUCAUAUUGGUGGAGCCAACAGUGGACAUUAUAUCUCAAUCAUGGCAGUCAAUGGAAAUUAUUUUCUAUUUAAUGAUGAUAGAGUUGCAUAUAUAUUUAGUGGCCCAUUAGACUCUGAAAUGAAUUUUUAUGAUCAUAUAAGUGAUGGAAUAGUAAAGGAGAACAUUCAAAAGCGAUGCGUUUUGCUUAUGUAUGUAAGGAAUGAUCAAAUUAUUCAAAACUUUACACCAAUUUUUCAUUGUGAUGUUCCAGAUAACAUCAUUGAACAAAUACAUUGGCCUCAAAAUCUUUUCGAAAAAGUUCUGACAACAUAUCACAAUGCAAACGAAUAA
Messenger RNA from Trichomonas vaginalis G3, 738 nucleotides. Its product is annotated as ubiquitinyl hydrolase protein. Lineage: Eukaryota; Parabasalia; Trichomonadida; Trichomonadidae. The transcript has a single exon. Gene Ontology annotation, biological process: protein deubiquitination. Gene Ontology annotation, cellular component: nucleus; cytosol. Bases 1 to 738 code for a protein of 245 amino acids. Gene Ontology annotation, molecular function: cysteine-type deubiquitinase activity; cysteine-type endopeptidase activity. The record is from RefSeq and is a predicted model, not a curated record.